This is a messenger RNA of Paramecium tetraurelia, 2883 nucleotides long. RefSeq lists its product as uncharacterized. Lineage: Eukaryota; Ciliophora; Oligohymenophorea; Peniculida; Parameciidae. The transcript is spliced from 8 exons. The record is from RefSeq and is a predicted model, not a curated record. Gene Ontology annotation, biological process: intracellular signal transduction; cyclic nucleotide biosynthetic process.
AUGGAAAAAAGGAAUGAAGAUGAAGUCGUUUAGAUGAGUGGACAAAUGCGAGCUGAUUCCAAAAUGGAUGCUUCAUCUCCGAAUAAGAAGAGUGGGGUUAAUGAGGGACCAUAUGCCUCGAGAACCAUCACACAUCGGAGGUCUAUGAAUUAUGGAACCCGAUCGAGCAAGUCAUCUUCAGACAACCAUUUUGGGGUCAAAAAAAGGAUCGAGCAGUUUCUAGAAAGUUUCAAUUAUAUGAUAUUUAUGACUGUGGUAACGAUUUAUGCAUUAUUUGGUGAUGAUGUGAGAGUGUUGUCAACAAACAAAGAUGGAGAUGCUGCUUUUUGGGUGAUUACAGCCAUCUGCAUGGGAUUAUUUUUGGUUGAAAUAGUGUUGGCUUCAAUUUGUAAAGACGGAUACAUUCUUGGAUUCUUUUUUUGGUUGGAUUUGUUGUCAACCGUUUCAAUGCUGUUGGACAUCGGAUGGGUCAACGAGGCAAUGUUUGGAAGUGGUGGCGGUGCAGCCUUGAGUGCAGUUUCAUUGGCGAGAGCAGGGAGAGCCUCAAGAGUGGGAACGAGAGCUGGGAGGAUCGUGAGAGUGGUUCGACUUGUUCGGUUGUCUAAAUUGUACAAGCACGCGAAACAGUCCUUGGAGAAGGAAGCAGAAAAACUAUUGGCCGAGGAAAUGAAGGAUGAGAACUUGAUGGAUCAGAACCAAUAAGAGUAAGAACAAUCAAAUCACCAACAACAAAACAAUGACAAUGUCUCCUCUUAAAAGUCAGUAGAUUCAUCUGAGAGACAUGUUAGAGAUCAGGAGGAGUAACCACACAUACAGAAGACUCAACAGCAAAGGACAUCAAUCAUGCUAUAAAACAGAUAGAGCAGUCAAUUGAACACUGAAAUCGAACACAGGUUUCAGCGAAGACAAACCAGGAAAAUAGUAUUGUCCGGAUAAAUUCAAUCUUAAACCAUCAUUCAGAAGAGGAAAUCUAUCAUCCAAAGUGGUGGAAAACCGUUAUAAAGGAUUUCGGAUGAGGGAGAGGUCAAAGAAACCAACAUUGGGAAGGAGCUAACAGAAUUAACAAACAAAAGAGUCAUUACAAUUGUGAUGUUAAUCUUAUUCAGUGUGCCCAUUCUUAAUCUCAGUACUUAUCGAGAUGCUAAUGUUAGUUUCACUACAGGCUUAUAAGCAAUUUAGUAUUGGUCCAAAGACACUGAAAUCUAUAAUUACCUAAUCAAGGAUUUUAUUGUUUAUCAUGAACCUCUGAGAACUGGAUUGGUUUUCUUUAAAAUCAAUUCAACAAUCCUUCAUCCCUCAGAACAGGAAAAUUAAUAUGAAUAUGAGGAUUACAGAACAGCCUCUUUAUAAUAUUACACCUCCACUGACUCUGAUGAUCAAACUGCUGUAUCCAUUUCCAAUACAGUAGCUGACGAUGAAUUGAAUGCCAUCUUAUCAAUUGUAAGAACUAUUUUUGUUUCCAUUGUGCUCUCAGUUGCUGCUGUGUUGUUCAGUAAGGAUGUCUAAGAUUUGAUUCUGACACCAAUCGAGAAGAUGUUGGAAACUGUCAAGAAGAUCUCAGAGAACCCGUUGGUUGCAGCCCAAGAAGAGGAGAAUAAGGCAUUUAUUUAGAUGAUUGAAAAUGGAGAGAUGAAGGCAUUGGAAGACAAGGAGGAUGAGAGAUUGGAAACGGUCAUUUUGUAGAAACUGAUAGUGAAGAUAGGAACUUUGUUAGCACUUGGGUUUGGAGAAGCAGGUUCUUAGAUCAUUGCCUAAAAUAUGGGAGCCAAUGCAUCGAUCAAUCCGAUGUUGCCAGGCAAAAAGGUGAUGGCCAUAUUUGGAUUUUGUGACAUUAGAAAUUUCACUGAUGCCACAGAAGUAUUAUAAUAGGAUGUAAUGGUAUUUGUGAAUGAGAUUGCUGAAAUCGUGCAUGGAGUAGUGGAUUAAUUCUCUGGAAGUGCUAACAAAAACAUUGGUGAUGCUUUCUUAUUGGUUUGGAAGUAUGCAGAGAAUGACUAUUAUCAAGAUGAGGAUGGAAAACUGAGUCUCAAACCCUAUGAACACGUGGCCCAAAUCGCAGACAUGGCCAUCUUGUCCUUUGUUACCAUCAUCACCAAUGUUACUCUAUCCCAAAAAUUAUAGAAAUACAAAUAGCAUGAAGGAUUGAACAAUAGAAUACCCAAUUAUUCGGUGAAGAUGGGAUUUGGAUUGCAUGUUGGCUGGGCUAUAGAAGGAGCCAUAGGAUCUGAAUACAAGAUAGAUGCUUCAUAUUUGAGUCCUAAUGUUAACAUGGCUUCUAGAUUGGAGGCAGCCACCAAACAGUUUGGAUCCAUGAUUCUCAUCUCUGGAUAAUUGAGGGAUGUUGCCACUAAGGUCACCCAGAAGAAUCUAAGACACAUAGACAGGGUUACAGUCAAGGGCAGCAUUGAACCUAUGGACAUUUACACUGUGGAUUUAAAUGUUGACUCCUUGCUUAGAAAGGAACACAAGGCUAAAACUAUACUGGAUCCACAUAAAAAAGACAAGGUUAAGUAAGUUCAUCUCUCAGAGUCAGAUCAAUCGAAAUUAAAAAAAAAAUAAAAAGUAUUAAAAAGAAUGAAAAGAGACAAACUCAAAUAGGCUGUUCUUAAAAGUCAUGUUCUAAUAUCUGAAACUUGGACCAAAGAUCCCAACAUUAAAAUAUCACGAGCUCUUUUUAGAAAAGAAUUCUAUUCAAAAUGGACCGAGGGAUUCCAUUGCUAUCUGUCUGGAGAUUGGGAUAAGGCCAAAUCUAUAUUUGAAGAAACCUUGAACUUCUUGCCUAAUUACAGAGACGGUCCUUCAAACACCCUGCUAAGAGUUAUCAAAGAGGAACCCUAUCUUAGGAAUAACUGGAAGGGUUACCGUGAACUCACAGAAAAAUGA